Messenger RNA from Capsella rubella, 1350 nucleotides. RefSeq names its product dnaJ homolog subfamily B member 13. Gene Ontology annotation, cellular component: cytosol. Gene Ontology annotation, molecular function: protein-folding chaperone binding. NCBI's taxonomy places the organism in Eukaryota, Viridiplantae, Streptophyta, Magnoliopsida, Brassicales, Brassicaceae. The transcript has 3 exons. The record is from RefSeq and is a predicted model, not a curated record. The coding region runs from base 109 to 1194 and encodes 361 amino acids.
CAAAAACGUUUCAAUUCUCUCAUUCAACAUCUCCCCUUAAACGUCUCUUAUCCCUAGCUCUCUCUCUCUCUCUGUCUCUUUCUCUUUCUCUUUCUCCGCCGUACGUGAAUGGCAACACAAGGUAUGGCUCAGCCGUCGGCGAAGAAAAGAAGCUUCUUCCUCCGUGAUCUCUUCAAACUUUGUCGAUCAAUCUCAAGGGUUUUGCCUCGUGAUCAUCACAAACCUAAACAUCAUCAUCAUAAGGUUAAGCACGUCACAAACGAAUCCAAACGUGUUGAUGAAGAAACUAAACCAAACGUCUUCAAUGUCCAGGAGACUAAGGGGAAUGGUAAUAAUAAUGAGGUGGAAGGUGUGAGUCUUUGUAAGGUUCGUAGCUAUAGAUAUGACAAUACCAACACCAACACCAAUUUCGUGGGGAUCAAGACACCGUUGUCUCUUUCAAGAAGUUGUAGCCACAAUACGGCUACGGACACGUCAACCUCGGCGACAUUGCGGAGUUUAUCGUAUGUAGGGAGGAGCAAGAGCAGCAGCAACAGGAUGACUGAUUCUGGUGUAUUUAUGCCUUCACUUAUGAGAUCUACAACCACAAGGAGCUUUGCGAAUCCGAUUUUGUAUUCGACCUCUUCGGCCAAAGUGGCUAAACCUUCUCCAACAGAGAAGAAGCUAAGCUGUACUCUUGAGGAGCUAUGCAACGGAUGUACCAAGAAGAUCAAGAUCAAGAGAGAUGUUGUGAUCACAAGCUCAGGGGAAAUGUGUGAGGAGGAAGAGAUGGUGGAAAUAAAAGUGAAACCAGGAUGGAAAGGAGGAACAAAAGUAACAUUUGAAGGCAAAGGAAACGAAGCAAUGGGGAGUUCUGUACCGGCUGAUUUGGUAUUUGUGAUAGUUGAGAAAGAGCAUGAGUUGUUUAAAAGAGAAGGCGACGACCUCGAAAUGGCGGUGGAAGUAUCUCUUCUCGAAGCCUUAACGGGCUGCGAGCUCUCGGUUGCUUUACUUGAUGGUGAGAAUUUGAGUUUGAGGAUAGAAGAUAUUAUUCACACUGGAUAUGUUACAGUGAUUCAAGGCAAAGGCAUGCCAAAUCCAAAGGAGAAAGGGAAGAGAGGAGAUUUGAGAGUUCGGUUUCGGACUAAGUUCCCACAACAACUUACAGAUGAACAAAGGGCAGAGAUUCAUAGCAUUCUUCAAGACUCUUCUUGAAUCUGUUGCUGCUAUACAGAACUCUCUUUUCCCUUUAUAGUGGGAACUUUUACAACAUGGUUUAGAUAAAAAUCCAAAGAGAUAUUGUUAACUCUUGUGUGUCAUCUUUGUUUUGUAAACAACCAAGUUGAAAUGAAGAAACCGGUUUUACCAUAA